This is a messenger RNA of Cornus florida, 537 nucleotides long. Its product is annotated as F-box/FBD/LRR-repeat protein At1g13570-like. The record is from RefSeq and is a predicted model, not a curated record. Bases 1 to 537 code for a protein of 178 amino acids. NCBI's taxonomy places the organism in Eukaryota, Viridiplantae, Streptophyta, Magnoliopsida, Cornales, Cornaceae. The transcript has a single exon.
AUGAAAGAAGCUGGAAGAAUUAGUCUCCUAUCAAAGAGAUGGAAGUAUAUGUGGACACACUAUACUUGUUUGAACUUCGAUGCCUCGCAUAUAAUCAAUGGAAUUCUACUCGGUGAAAAGGAAGUUGAAGUAGAAAAGCCAUUGUAUUUGAGUUGGGUUAAUCAAGUCUUGAAAUCACACAACGGUCCAACUAUAGAUGAAUUCAGAGUUCAAUUUGAUCUUGAUGGAACUUGUAGAUCUGAUAUUGACAACUGGGUUAACUUUGCAAUGGACAAGAGAGUUAAAAGGCUUGAGUUAGACUUCACAGACAAUCGCAAUUAUACUAGAAAGGAAGAGUAUUACUACAAAUAUCAUAUCACAAAUCACCUGCAUUCAUCAUCUCUUGGGUUUACUGGCUGCAACCCCCUGACCAACCUCAUACUGACACACGUGUAUGUAACUAGACAAGUUCUUGAGAACUUCUUAACUUAUUGUCCAUUUUUGGAACAAUUGUCUGUGCAAGAUUCUUUAGGUCUUGUAAAUCUGAAAGGUUCCUGA